Messenger RNA from Symbiodinium natans, 6249 nucleotides. The record is from the annotation of a GenBank genome assembly. NCBI's taxonomy places the organism in Eukaryota, Dinophyceae, Suessiales, Symbiodiniaceae.
AUGGAAGGUUCUUCGGCGUGGGUUCUGGAAUCGGAUUGGUGCAACUUGGUGGGGCAAGCUUUGUGCGAGCCCGCAGUCUGCCCGUCAUGUCCUGAUCCAGUUCAGGUUCUGCAUCCGCAAGAGCUGGCCCUGCUGCAUGAUGUCCAGGAGAUUGGCCCUUGUUUCGCCCCGAGCUCCACCGUGCGCAUUGAAGGUUGUCGUGCUGCGGUUCCGGUUGUAGGUGCAACGGCCGAUGCCCGUGUCCAGGACCUCACCCCUGGCCCGGCCUUUGGGGUCCUAGGUGCCAAGGCCGAUGCCCGUGUCCAGGGCCUCACCCCUGGCCCGGCCAUAGGGGUCCUAGGUUUCCAGUUGCAGGUGCAAUGGCCGAUGCCCGUGUCCAGGCUUGUAGGUGCAACGGCCGAUGCGCGUGUCCAGGUGGAGGCUGCGUCGUCCGUGCCAUUUGCGGAGGAGGAAAUCGUUGCAGCAAGCCUCAAGUGCCUGGCGAGCUUCACCCAGCGGAGUGUCAUAGUGCUAGAUCCUCUGAUGCUUCAAGCUGCGGUGGCCCAUGAAAGCCACAGCAUCCUAACUACGUUCCUUGCGGGUGUCCAGCAGCCCUUCGAAGUCAUUUCGGCCUUUUGCUCCCAUGACCAUUGGGUGUUUGUCCAUUGGCAUGUUUCCCUUGGCACUGUUGAAGCGUGGACAAGCUCCACCGCAAAGCUGCAUGAUGCUGAUGUGGCAGUGGCGCACUGCGUUUUUGGCCGGGCGCUUGGCUCACAUGCACGUUCUUUCCGGUUCCACGAUGCCCCUGCCAGGGUCGAAAGCCCCAACUUGUGUGGGCCGCUUGGUUUGGUCGACCUGCUGUGUCAGUUGCAAGGUGCUGAGCCAUGGGCGUUUGAGCAUGCUUGCGAUACGGCGGCGUGGGUUCUGGCUGCGUUCGUGGCUUCUCUUGACCGCGACGGCCAUGUGCGUCAGCCCGUUCUGUUGGCAGGUGCAUUGCAUGGAGCUGGGGCCCACCCACUCUUGGUCCAGGGCCUAGCGGCCACCCUGCGCCAGAAAGGUGUGCCGGCCGAGGCGGCGUCCGACCGUGCUCAGUCUGCAAUAUGCCAACUUGGUGCGGCAGCUGUCCAGAAGGCAAUGACUUCGGCCCAGCCUUGGAAGCAGUUGAAAGCCUUGGCCAAUCAGGCAAAGCCAGUGUUCCAGUGGAUUCUUCCGUCCGAGCUUCAGGUUCACAUCGAAGCCCGGUUGGCGUCGGGUGACGGCCCGAGCCAUCGCCGAGCUCAACGCAAAGUUCGCAGUGUUUCAGGGCCAUUGGCGCCCAGCAGCAAGGAGGUACAGGCGCCUAGGCCAGACCAGGUUGAGGUUCCCGACGGUGUCUUCAUCCAGGCCAAAGGUGGCGAAACCUUGUGUGCGCUCUCCCUGCUUGAGGUAGGACCUCAGGCAGAAGGGGUCGUCUUGGUGACGCCGGCGGAGGCGUUGCCUUACCUUGCACUCUCGAGCCCAGUUUCCAAGCGUGCGUUGGCGCUCCUUGUCCUUGGGGAUAUCUGUGUGUCUGGGGCCACCGCGCCUGUGUCCCAGGUUCGGUUCCAGGCCCAGUGCGUUGAGACAUCUGAGCCGAUGCUACUGACAGCAACCAUGAUCCAGAUUGGCGAUGUUUGGGUGGCCAAGGCUGUGCCUACUCAGGUGGCGCCGCUUGAUGUCGUUGAUUCCACCUUGGUUCGGGUUGCUUGCUUCAAGGACCAGUGGCCUGGAGUAUGGCGGGGACUGAUUCAGGCACCAGUGCGAGCAAUUCUUUCUCAAUGCCCUCAGCUCAGGACGUGUCGCGCCUUGGACUGUGCGUGCCCGUCGUGGCAUGGCCUUAGCGGCCCAGGGGAGCCCGAAGCUCUCCUGGAGGUUUUUGGCAGGCAGUUCUUGAACGAGAAUUACAAGGGGGCAUCGCCCUUGCCUGGUGGUCAAGGCGCGGGCAUUUGGUGGGUAGUCCAGGCCUCGGAGCGCCCUGACAGAUCUGUCAUUCCCACAGCCCAAGGGGAAAUCCUGAUCGUUGAGCAAAAGGCCCGUGUGGUCGAAGCGCCACGCGUGCCGACUGUCGUUGCGUCCAAGUCUGCCCUUCGUCGCCUCUCGGAAUCCCGUGUCGAGGCUGAUCCCAUUGAUGUGUCAGACCCAUGGCAACAGUAUUUGGAUGGCAAGGCUAGUGGACAGAGCCAGGCACUCCGCGGGGAAUCAUCAGGUCUGCAGCAGGUCAUCCAGAACAUGUUUGCGGCCCAGACGCAGCGCAUCGAGGAGCUCCUUGGAGCGAAACGCCACCGUGAGCAGCGUGCCAUCCAGGACCUGUCCGGCAAUCAGGCCCCAUUCACGUUUCUCCCGGGGGCCCCGGCGCCCCUGCGUACCGGAAGCCAAACUUCAGGUGGAUACACAGGAGUCGGCUUUGCAUCUUCAUAUCCCGUCCGGGCAUCCCCGACCGGGUGGCACCAGGAUGUGUGGAAUACCGCACGCGUCCAAUUGGCCUCUUUUUACGUGGCUCCUUUUUGGGUCCAAGGGGCAGUGGUUUAUGGCUACCCGGCGGACCAAGCCAAGACGCACGUUCUUCUAGAUGCGGUCACUGAGCGGUUGGUGCUUAACUCUCGCGGCCCGAGGUUUGUUGUGGGUGACAUGAAUCUCCUGCCUCAACAGCUUGAAGCUGCCCACCCCGAAUGGUGCCAGCAUGGGUUUCGUGAAAUUCAGGCGGUCGCGGCAGCGAGAUGGGGCUGGCAGGUGCAGUCUACAUGCAAGCAUGCCACUCAGAAAGACCACCUGUGGGUGUCACCUGAGCUUGCCUCCAUGCUGUGCGAGGUGCAGGUGCAGCAUGACGUUUUUGCGGACCCAUGCAGUGCUGGUGGGCACGUUCUUAGGAGGCCCAACGUGGCCGGGCAGCCACCCUGGAUACCAAACUUGUUCGCACGGCUCCCGUACCGCCUACAUGCAGGUCGCGUGAAGGCCGAGCCGAAGCCCAAGCCAAUCGGUGGCGCGCUGUUCGCCGAGCAGCAGGUUUCAAACCGUCGUUUGCAGAGUGGGGCCCAGUGUGCGCAGCAAAUCUUUCAGACGUUCGAGGCUUGUUUCCGUGACUUGGAAAGCCAACUUAAGAAGCACACGCGCAAACUGGCGCAGCAGCGCCGGGUGGACAAUCCAUCUUUGAUUUUUCGGGACAUGAAGCCUGAUCAGGCUGAGCCGGUAGAGACCCUUGUCUCAGGCACCAAGGCCAGAGUCCAGGAAGUGAGGGCUGAUGAGGGGUUGGUGGUGCUUGAUGGUUCGCCGGCUUGGGUGCCAGAGCUUCCGUUUCAUGUCGGCGAGCGGGCGCUUGAGGUGCAUCACACAGAGGAGGAAUGUUUGUGGGGCGACGUCGCAAGCCUGCGCCCGAACGACUUGGUGCGCCAGGACGUGCUGCUCGGGGACCUCCCCCAAAUCUUCCAAGCCUUCGCCAAAGAAUGGAUUCAAAGGUGGAUCCGGCCGGACCACUUGGAGGCGCAUAGGUGGGACGGCCUGUUGGCCAGCUUUCCGUUGCCCCAAGGCCGACCUAUGGUGCUCCCGCCCAUUUCUGAAGAGACAUGGCGAGCGACGGCGCGGGCGAAGCGGUCUUCGGCAGCCAUAGGGCCUGACGGCGUGUCACGCGAUGACUUGUUGCGCCUUCCCUCGGAUCUUGUGCAAGGCAUGUUGGCCAUUUACCAGGAAGCCGAGACCACCGGCAAAUGGCCUGAACAAAUGCUGGUAGGCAUAGUGGCAGCGUUGGCAAAAGUGCCACACGCCAGGGAGGCGCUGGCCUAUCUCCGGGGAGUGGUGCCUGACACGCUGUGUGGCAACAUGCCGGGGAGGGCUGCGGCUACCAUUUGGUGGCAGCUUCAGGCAGAGGUGGAGCGUGCGCAAGCCCAGGGCUACGUUCUGGCAGGGGCUGCCCUUGAUUUGCAGAAAGCCUUCAACACUUUGCCCAGGGUGCCAGUUCUUGCUCUUGCCGAGUUGGUUGGCCUCCCGGCUGGGUUGGUGAGAGGUUGGUCCGGCGCUUUAACUGGGGUGCAGCGCAGGUUUAAGGUACGUGGUUCCGUCGGUCCGGCCUUGCUUGCCAAUGCAGGCUUUCCAGAAGGCGAUGCCAUGUCCGUUGUCGCCAUGGCGCUGGUUGACUUAGCACUCCAUCAUCAUAUAGCAGCACAGGUGCCUCUUUCCAAAGUCAUUUCCUUCGCAGUCCAAGCCACCAAGGCCUUUGCGCAAUCCUGGGACAUCGCGCUGGAUGAGUCUAAAACUAAGGUCUGGGCGACAACCGCGGAAGCCCGGAAGGCACUUCGAAACCAAGGUUUCCAGACCACGCUGGAUGCUCGUGAUUUAGGGGGCCAUCUGUCCUUCUCUAAACGUGUAUCUGUCUAUACCAUCACGACCAGGAUUAAAUCAAUGCAGCCCCUCUGGCCGCGGCUUCAGCUGUCACCUGCCCCCUUUGAGCAGAAGCUUCGUGCGCUCUCAGUGGCAGCCUGGCCACGCGCGCUUCAUGGCAUUUCGGUUGUUCUCUUGGGGGAUGGGCACUUUGACGGGUUGCGUAGUGCGGCUGUGCGAGGGCUAGGGGCCAAGCGGCCUGGGCUCAACCCAGCUGUUUUGUUGGGGCUCACUGUUUAUCCGGUGGCCGAUCCUGCCUUCUUUGCGCUUCUUUCCACAUUCAGAGAUCUUCGAGCCCAUGGGUCGCAACAGUGGGCCAUGCAGAUGCUGGAGGAUUCACUGGGGGCUUUUGAUCCUUGGGCCACCUCCAUGCAGGAGGUUGAGCUGCGAUUGGUUCGCGCAUGGCAGGGAUCCAUCGCAUCCCGCGCUGAUCCUGUCCUCACGCGCAAGCUUACAGCCCAGUGGCCGGCUGAGGACAGGGCCUUGAUACGCAUCACGCUCACAGGGGCCUUCUUUACAGAGGAUGCCUUGCGCCACAUUGGAGGCGGCGAUUCGCCAUUAUGUCCCUUUUGCAGCGACUUACCGCCGUGCCAGUCCAUGCAUGGUUGGUGCAUGCAGCCGCGUGAGCUUGACGUGCUACAGCAAGAACUGCUCGGCAUACCGUGCUUGCUUUGUGAUUUUCAGGUGCCGCAUUCGGCAGAAGAUCAGAUCGACUUGUUUACCGAUGGGUCAUGUUUGCUUCCAAGAGAACACCGCCUGCGUUUGGCAGCUUGGGCUGUCACAGUUGCGGCCCCCGUGGGCGAGCCAGCAGUCAUCCUUGCAGCAGGGCCGGUGCCAGGCCUUGUGCAGACUGCCUAUCGCGGCGAGCUGUCCGCAGUUCUGUCUGCCCUCAAGUAUGCGCAGGCCUCAGGACGUAGGGUUCGCCUUUGGAGUGAUUGUCUGGGGGUAGUUCGGGGUGUUCGGGGGUUGGUUGAGGGGUCGGUUCGGCUCGUUAGGCCAACGGCGCGAAACGCCGACCUUUGGCUGCAGGUCCGAGACAUUUUGUGGGAAUAUCCUGACCGUUUUGGGGGCAUCUUUAAGGUUCCAGCGCAUGAGGCAUUGGGGGAGGAUGCCACUUUCUUUGAGGAAUGGAUACGCCACAACAAUGAUCAGGUCGAUGGGGCAGCGAAGCAGGCCAAUCGCGCGAGGCCACAGCGGUUCUGGGAUAUCUGGGAUGAGGUGCGUCGUGACGUGGCGUACCAGCAGCAUGUGGGCAGCAUCGUCUUGGGCCUCCACAGGGCCAUCGGACGUGCUUUGUGCAGGGCAAAACGCAAGCAGCGUGAGCCGGCUGACGUCGAGCUGCAGGUGGUGCCACCUGUGCCGGAUGAAAGAUCUCUGACGUGCCCCGUGGUCCCUGAGCGAGAUUUGGCCACUGUUUUCGCCAAGUUUGGAAGGCCUUAUGUGAUGGUCUUAAGCAACUGGCUCCGUUUGGUCACUGGCGCUGGUGGCGUUGUAGCUGCUCGACCCCGCUGGGUUUCUCUGGCACAACUUUACCUUGCAUUCCGACGUGCCACGGGAAUGGAAAUACCAUUUUAUAGGCAGUCUUCGAAGGCAUGGUACUCAACGGCCCCAGGGCCAGAGGAGAUGUUGCGUAAGGUUCCCCUAGGUCGGCGAGCAACUUGGUUUUUGACCCAGGUCAAGGCCGUGGUCAAAGCUGCUGGUGGAAACUGGUACACUCAGGAGACCCGGCCGUCUUCUGCCAUUCUCCAGUGCCGCCUCCUUUCCGUCUACAUGCGCUUCCCGGCAGAGCAGUUGGAGGCUGUGGAGUCGCUUUUGGCAGCAAGGCUGGGACGUGAAUGCCAACGACAUGAUCGCAGAUGGGCUGCCCUAACUUCGUUGUGA